AUGCUGCGAUUAGCAAAAAUCGGACGGAUUUCGGAAGCCUUGACAUUUUUUCUAUCGACAAAAAUCUUUAAAUUUUCAUUUAUUUUAGAUAAACUUUAUAGUGAAAAAUAUUUUAUUUCAAUGUCCCAUCGAAAGUUUUCUGCUCCUAGACAUGGUUCUAUGGGAUUCACUCCCAAGAAACGGUCAAAACGACAUGUUGGAAAGUGUAAGGCUUUUCCUAAGGAUGAUCCUUCCAAGCCUAUUCACUUAACUGCUUUUAUUGGCUACAAGGCUGGAAUGACGCAUAUUGUUCGUGAUGUUGAUAAGAUUGGAUCAAAAGUGCAUAAGAAGGAAGUUGUUGAAGCCGUAACAAUUAUUGAAACUCCACCUAUGGUCAUUGUUGGCGUUGUUGGUUAUAUUGAAACUCCACGUGGCCCUCGACCUCUAAAGGCUGUCUUUGCCGAGCAUCUGAGCGAGGACUGCAAACGCCGUUUUUACAAAAACUGGUACAAAUGUAAAAAGAAGGCAUUUACUAAAUAUGCAAAGAAAUGGCAGGAUGAAGAUGGUCAAAAGUCUAUCGAAGCGGAUCUGAACAAAAUUAAGAAGUAUUGCGCUUAUAUGAAGCUAAUGAAACACCGCAACAAAAAAGCCAACAUCAUGGAGAUUCAAAUAAAUGGUGGAACUAUUGCCGAAAAAGUUGAUUGGGCUCGUGAACAUUUUGAAAAGCAAAUUCCGGUGGAUCAAGUUUUCGAACAAGACGAAAUGAUUGGAUGUAUAGGUGUCACGAAGGGAAAAGGUUUCAAGGGUGUGACUAGUCGUUGGCAUACAAAAAAGCUCCCUCGUAAGACGCACAAAGGACUUCGAAAGGUUGCUUGUAUUGGUGCUUGGCAUCCUUCGAGAGUUCAGUUUACGGUUGCUCGCGCUGGACAAAAGGGAUAUCAUCAUCGAACAGAAAUUAACAAAAAGAUCUAUCGUAUUGGAAAAUCUUGUUUGACACCUGAAGGGAAAAAGAAUGGUUCUACGGAUUUUGAUACUACGGAAAAGACGAUUAAUCCAAUGGUUUGUAUUUAUAAAUAUAUACUAUUUUUAAACAAACAUUUUCAAUUAAGGGAGGAUUUCCCCAUUAUGGACUUGUUAAUCAAGACUUCGUUAUGA
Messenger RNA from Meloidogyne enterolobii, 1134 nucleotides. NCBI's taxonomy places the organism in Eukaryota, Metazoa, Nematoda, Chromadorea, Rhabditida, Meloidogynidae. The record is from the annotation of a GenBank genome assembly.